AUGAAUGCGUUGUUCUGCUGCAGUCUCCGCAAACGACCGGAACUGUCCUCGGUGCCUGAUGUAUUGCUACGCAGUGGCACGACACCGAAAUGGAGAGAGAGCAGAUUGGAGACGCAUGAUCUCGCCGUGCCUUUGGGAAAGAGCAACGCGGGUACUCAACAGUCCUUCCGCUUCAUCAUCGUAACAAGUGCCGAGAUGAACCAGCCAGAUACCGAAAAGCGGCUUGACCGUCUUUAUCAUCUCGACGGAGGCGCCAACGUAGCCGUUCUAUUCCUCGUCGAAGACAACGGGAACGGAUCGUCCCGCGGUACCCGAUCGUUGAUAGAGUUCCAGGGCAGCACAAUGGAACAUUUCGACAUGCCGAUCCUACCAUUCACCUCUAUUGGCUGUCUGCCGGCUACGGUUAUAGCAUUUUGCAAGGAGCUCCAUGAUCGAGCCGCGCGACAUCCGCAGUCAGCCUUUCGCCGUGGGCCGGGUUCGGCACAACUACUUCUGCCGUACUGCUCGGUCAACCCACCACUGCCGGAGGGACAGGUGCAUAUUCUCAGUGACAUCACAGACGGAGUCAGGGAUUUAGCAUCAAAGGCCAGCACAAGUGAUGGGCAAAGGGUUCUCAGGGAGCGGCUGGACGAGCGCGAUGCCGAGGAUGUGAUUUCUUUCUGGUUGCAUGAACACUCGGUGCAACUCUCGGCAGAGGCUGGUAGCAUCAUGCAAGUCGGUGAGGAGACCGACUAG
Messenger RNA from Thyridium curvatum, 735 nucleotides. RefSeq lists its product as uncharacterized. The transcript is spliced from 4 exons. The coding region runs from base 1 to 735 and encodes 244 amino acids. The record is from RefSeq and is a predicted model, not a curated record. Lineage: Eukaryota; Fungi; Ascomycota; Sordariomycetes; Thyridiales; Thyridiaceae.